Melampsora larici-populina 98AG31 is the source of this 807-nucleotide messenger RNA. RefSeq lists its product as uncharacterized. The transcript has 6 exons. Gene Ontology annotation, biological process: tRNA 3'-terminal CCA addition. Gene Ontology annotation, molecular function: RNA binding; ATP:3'-cytidine-cytidine-tRNA adenylyltransferase activity. The coding region runs from base 1 to 807 and encodes 268 amino acids. Lineage: Eukaryota; Fungi; Basidiomycota; Pucciniomycetes; Pucciniales; Melampsoraceae. The record is from RefSeq and is a predicted model, not a curated record.
AUGUCCACAAAUACCGCGUCAAUAUUUCCUUCCUACCCCCAGGUGACUCGCUUUCCCAAUAUCAACCCGCGGUUCCUCGAGAAGCGAGGAAUUGGUACUCCAAAAGAAGAUGCAAUGAGAUGUGAUAUAACGAUCAAUGAAUUAUUUUAUAAUAUGCAUAAUGAUCAAAUCGAAGAUCAAACCGAAUUAGGUUUAGAGGAUUUAAAAAACGGUUUGAUUAGAACACCUUUACCUGCUUUAGAAACUUUUAAAGAUGAUCCACUUAGAUUAUUAAGUUGUAUCAGGUUUUCAAGUCGAUUUGGAUUUCAAUUAGAUGAUCAAAUCAUUCAAGCUGCUCAAUCUGAUCAAAUCACUUUUGUUAAAGUUAAACAAAGAGAGAAUUGGGUAGGAGAGUUUAUAAUUUCUGAAAGUAUUAAAUUUUCAAAUUAUUAUAAAACUACUGUUAGUCAUUUAUUUCAUUCAAUUGAAUUAAUUGAAGAAGAAAUGAAACAUCAAAAAGAACAAGAAGUAGAAGAAAGUUACAAAAGGUUAAGAUUAGGUCAAUUAUUAAGAUCUAAUCAUGUACAUGAUUUAAAUCGAAAAAAAUCAAAUCAAGAACCUGGAGAAGAUUUAAAUUUAAAUUGGAAUUGGAAAGUUACUUUGGUUUGGAAUUUGGUUUAUAGGAUCGGUUUAUUAGAUUCGAUUGAUCGAAAAGAAAGUUCUGAUUUGGUGGGUUGGUUUAAUGAUUUAAUGAACCAAAUUGAUUUACUUAAUUUAAGUUAUACUUUAACACAAGAAUUCGAUUUAGAACUUUUAAACGUUGAGUAG